AUGCUCGCAACGAAACACCCUCCCAUCUCCCUCCUCUCCCGUCGCCUUCCUCUCUCUUGUCGCCUUCCUCUCUCCCGUCGCCUUACCUCUCUCCCGUCGCCUUCCUCUCUCUUAUCGUCUUUCCUCACUCUCGCCGCCUUCCUUCUCUCUCGUCGCCUUCUUUCUCUCCUGUCGCCUUUCCUCUCUCUCGUUGCCUUCCUUAUCUCCUGUCGCAUUUCCUCUCUCUCGUCGCCUUCCCUCUCUCCCGUCGCCUUCCUCUCUCCCGUCGCUUUCCCCAUCUCCCGUCGCCCUUCCUCUCCCGUCGCCUUUCCUCUCUCGUUGCCCUUCCUCUCCCCCAUUGCCCUUCCUCACUCCCCUCGCCCUUCUUCUUCUGCCUCCCGCCGCCCUCGCGUCCUUGUUCCCGUUCCCUCGCUCUCUCCCCUCCCUUCCCAUCGCCCUCGCUCUCUCCUCUCCCUUCCCGUCGCCCUUGCUCUCUCCCCUCCUUUCCCGUCGCCCUUGCUCUCUCCCCUCCCUUUCCGUCGCCCUCGCUUUCUCCCCUCCUUUCCGUCACCCUCACUCUCUCCCCUCCCUUUCCGUUGCCCUCGCUCCAACUCAUCUCACCAACCCCAAUGCCCCUCCCAUCUCCCUACCACUCUGCGGAUUUUGCUCACGCAUCUCUCCUUUUGCGUCCUCAUUUCUGUUGCACUAUAUUUCUCUUCUCUCGUCCCCUGA
This is a messenger RNA of Closterium sp. NIES-65, 711 nucleotides long. The record is from the annotation of a GenBank genome assembly. NCBI's taxonomy places the organism in Eukaryota, Viridiplantae, Streptophyta, Zygnematophyceae, Desmidiales, Closteriaceae.